Molecule: messenger RNA, 618 nt
Organism: Melitaea cinxia (Glanville fritillary)
Lineage: Eukaryota; Metazoa; Arthropoda; Insecta; Lepidoptera; Nymphalidae
Exons: 1
Coding region: 1-501 (166 amino acids)
Source: RefSeq, a predicted model, not a curated record
AUGGACGUGCCAGAAGUUGUUAAAUGUUUUGGUACUUUUCCUCCAAAAUAUGCGACUUAUUUAAUCGCUGUUUUCGGAUUAGCGUCUGGAGGUAUUGGAUUGGCGGGAAUAGUUCUAUACGGCCUCAUAGAGAAUGCUUUAUUAGUUUAUAUACUAGGACGUGAUGUUCAAAUGGACGAUACUUUAAAAAAAGCAGUGUUGAUGACUAUUGGAUUUACAUCUUUGUUACUGACAGUAGCUAGUGUACUUUUGUUCUUGGGAGCUACCGCAGGAUCUCGAGGCGCUUUAGCUUCUGGAGUAUGGAUUUUACUGGCGAUGUGUCUUAUUUUAAUAUUUGCAGCUAUUGCCGCGCCUGUAUCAUGUUUUUUUGUUAAAAAUGCGUGCAUUAUAAAGAAAGUACCUACAGCAGUUAUGGUGUUGGCAUCAAUAGCUAUAACUGUAUUUCUCGAAUUUUGGCUUUACUUUAUGGUAGUUGCUCAGAAUUAUUUAAAUCAGUUAUGAUAUGAAACAAGAAACAAUAAACAAAAAAAAAAAAAAACAAAAUUUUUGACUACAGUAGACUGCCGAAAUUCACGAUGAUUAAGAUAUUAGCAAUAUUAAAAUAAAAUAAAUGAUAUA